This is a messenger RNA of Rattus rattus (black rat), 2153 nucleotides long. It is a transcript of the gene Klf8, whose product is annotated as Kruppel like factor 8. Gene Ontology annotation, molecular function: DNA-binding transcription factor activity, RNA polymerase II-specific; RNA polymerase II cis-regulatory region sequence-specific DNA binding. The record is from RefSeq and is a predicted model, not a curated record. Gene Ontology annotation, biological process: regulation of transcription by RNA polymerase II. The transcript is spliced from 7 exons. Lineage: Eukaryota; Metazoa; Chordata; Mammalia; Rodentia; Muridae. The coding region runs from base 379 to 1446 and encodes 355 amino acids.
GGCAGCUGGGAGAAACCAAAAGGAAAAAAAAGAAAACCAUUGCCCCUGAAAUCCUUAACGCUGGGUGAGGGACGCUCGGGCGAAUGAGGGGAAAGGAGGGUUUUAGAUCUUACCACCACUCCCACCACGGGCUAACUCCCUCGUACCCUUCUGUCUCGCCUUAAGAUCAGUAAUAUCGAGUGUACUGGCAUCUCCCUAAGUCUCCCUGGGCUGGUUCGUGGCGCAAGGGCGAGGACCCCGUGUGCGCGCUGCCCUGGCAGGGGCUGCAAGGAGAGGAUGACUUCGGAGGCUCGGAACCCCAAAGAAGCCAGCUCCUGAAUUCUGUUACUUCAUCAGUGGCUUGGAAAGUCAGAUACACCUUGAGAACUCUGAAAUAAUAUGGAUAAAUUCAUAAACAACAUGGAUGUCCGAAUUAAAACAGAAAGUGAUUCGAUGGAGGUAUUCAAACAGGUCACUGGCCCUGUUCCAACCAGAGAUCCUUCUGUGAGAGGAGACAGAAGGAAUAUGACUUCUCCACCAUUCCUGGCUGCCAGCCCAAUGGAGAACCCAGCUCUGUUUAAUGACAUCAAGAUUGAGCCUCCAGAAGAGCUCCUGGAGAGUGAUUUCAAUACGCCCCAGGUGGAACCAGUUGAUCUCUCCUUUCACAAACCGAAGGCUCCGCUCCAGCCUGCUAGCAUGCUGCAAGCUCCAAUCCGCCCUCCCAAGCCACCGACUGCACCUCAAGCCAUUAUGGUGUCUACUUCAGCCGACACAGUCACUUCAGCAGCCAUUCCGACUGUUCUCACUCCAGGCUCUAUCCUGGCCUCCUCUCAGGGGACCGGUGGCCAGCCGAUUUUACAUGUGAUCCACACCAUCCCCUCAGUCAGUUUGCCAAAUAAGAUGACUGGACUAAAGACAAUCCCGCUGGUGGUUCAGUCUUUGCCGAUGGUCUAUACAAGUUUGCCUGCAGAUGGGAGCCCUGCAGCCAUUACUGUCCCACUUAUUGGAGGAGAUGGCAAAAGUGCUGGAUCAGUCAAAGUUGACCCCGCCUCCAUGUGUCCACUGGAGUUCCCAAGUGAUAGUGAUGAGAGCGCAAUUGAGAGUGGCUCUUCAGCCUUACAGAGUCUGCAGGGAUUUCAUCAUGAACCAGCGACAAUGGUCCACAUGCAGGGAGAAGAAUCUCUUGACUUAAAGAGAAGACGGAUUCAUCAGUGUGACUUUGCAGGAUGCAGCAAAGUGUACACCAAAAGCUCUCACCUGAAAGCUCACCGCAGAAUCCAUACAGGAGAGAAGCCUUACAAGUGCACCUGGGACGGCUGUUCCUGGAAAUUUGCUCGCUCGGAUGAGCUUACUCGCCAUUUCCGUAAGCACACAGGCAUCAAGCCGUUCCGGUGCACAGACUGCAACCGCAGUUUUUCUCGAUCUGACCACUUGUCCCUCCACCGCCGGCGUCAUGACACCAUGUGAAUAUCACAGGCGACAGCAGACGCGCUGCACCAGUCUCCUAAGUGUGUGCUGAAGUUGUAACUAUGUUUGCCUCUUUGACUACAACUUGCCCCAUGUGAUUGGGGUUUGAACAGCUUACUGAGCCAGGUUAAUGAGACUGGAAAACAAGUUAGCUGGUCUCCCAUGCGCUCUUCAUAUUCGCUUUCCUCUCCACUGUCCAGACUUCAUUUUGCAACCUCUUCCUGGGUUGAAUUCUAGUGCGGCGCCCAUGGCUGCCCUCCCUGAUCCCUCAUGCUAUAUUAUAGACAUUUUUCCUACAAUAACAAACAAAACAGGAAUCAAACUCAAGGCUGUGAACAAACAUCCGCUGCUCCCCCCACCCCCAGUUUUCUCUUGUUUUCGAAAACCAGUACUUAAUGUCACUUAGCAAUGUCCUAAAAUGAGGGGUAUUUUCAAAGUUGUAGCUACAAGGGGCAUAACAGUAGAGUUGGUUGAUCAAAUUUACAGAGACUUGAGUCUGAAAUACAGUCUCAAGCUAACCAUGAAGGUUUUGUAGAUCCAGUUUUACUUGUUCUUAACAGUUUGGUUUACAGGCAGUGCCAGCCCUCCUUUUGAAGUUCAUCAAAAGCAAUGAAGGGAUUCCUUGACCUCCUUUUCCUCCUCAUGCUCCCUUAGAGUGAAAGGUUUUAUGGCACAAUUCCAUUCUUUUUAGGUUAUGUGUUUGGACA